Scylla paramamosain (green mud crab) is the source of this 2049-nucleotide messenger RNA. RefSeq names its product zinc finger protein 513-like. NCBI's taxonomy places the organism in Eukaryota, Metazoa, Arthropoda, Malacostraca, Decapoda, Portunidae. Gene Ontology annotation, molecular function: RNA polymerase II cis-regulatory region sequence-specific DNA binding; DNA-binding transcription factor activity, RNA polymerase II-specific. The record is from RefSeq and is a predicted model, not a curated record. The coding region runs from base 215 to 724 and encodes 169 amino acids. The transcript has 2 exons. Gene Ontology annotation, biological process: regulation of DNA-templated transcription.
ACCUCCUCCCUACGUGAUCAUACUCUCAUUCAUCAUAGCUUAGUGGAAUCUGCUACUACUACCACUUCCACGACGACUGCUGCUGGUGCUACUGCUGCUUCUACUGCUGCGGCGCCCUCCUCGUCCUCCUCCUCCUCCUCGUCGUCGUCGUUGUUGUUGUAGUGCGGUGCAGCAGGCCGUGGCAGCGCUGGGGGGCGGGCGCCUGGUGUGUCCCAUGUGCCCGCGAACCUUCCCGUCAGUGGAGGAGCUGGGGCGGCACAUCCCGAUGCAUACCUUUGACAAACUGUACCGCUGCCAGCAGUGUUUCUACCGCACGGACUCCAGGUCUAAUCUGCUGCGCCACCUCAGGACGCACACGGGGGAGAAGCGCCAUGGCUGCCCCGUGUGUCCCUACCGUGCCGGCCAGCGCUCCGAUCUGCGCCGACAUCUUCGAGUCCACGCCCUCAAGCAGUUCAAUAACAUCUUCCGCUGCCGCUUGUGUGACGAGACCUCCACCUCCGCCAGCGCCUUCGCCAGACACAUCCUCGAGUCUCACUCCCAGGGGGAAAACCACGACGAGGACCCCCAGGAAAUCCCUCAAGACCCCCUAGAAGACCCCAGGACACUCCCUACAAGUGCCACAGAUACCACGGGGCAGGAUUUAGCGUCCAAUAACUCCCCACAGGACACCGCGGCCACAGGGGAGCUGGAGGACCCCACCGAGGACCCCCUGGACGAUUCCUAGACCUCCUUCCCCCUCCUCUCCCUUCCCCUUCCCCUGUGUGUGUGUGUGUGUGUGUGUGUGUGUGUGUGUGUGUGUGUGUGUGUGUGUGUGUGUGUGUGUGUGUGUGUGUGUGCGUGUCUGGAAUGUAAAUCUGGUGCUUACAACUUUUCAUGUAAACUUGUGUGUGUGUGUGUGUGUGUGUGUGUGUGUGUGUGUGUGUGUGUGUGUGUGUUAUGACAAGAACAUAAGUAUAAAUGACAUUUUUUUUAUUAUGUUCACAAUUAUUAUUAUUAUUAUUAUUAUUAUUAUUAUUAUUAUUAUUAUUAUUAUUAUUAUUAUUAUUAUUAUUAUUAUUCAUUCUUCUUAAAUCUUCGUAUUAUAGAAUCUACACAAAUGAUGAUGAUGAUGAUGAUGAUAAUAAUGAUAAUAAUAAUAAUAAUAAUAAUAAUAAUAACAAUAAUAACAAUAACAACAGACCUCAAAGUUUGCCAGUGAUAAAAUUAAAGGUAAAAAUGAGAAAAAAAUAAAGGAAAAGAUUCGUGCCAUGAAAGAAAAUAGAGUGUGCCAAGAGAGAGAGAGAGAGAGAGAGAGAGAGAGAGAGCGCUUCGAGUUUCACUGUGGGGUUCGAAUCCAGAUAAUGAAUUAAUGAAUGAAUGAAUGAAGCGUUUCGAAACUCAUUAUUAUUAUUAUUAUUGUUAUUAUUAUUAUUAUUAUUAAAGACUUAUUUGUAAUGUCAUAAUUACGUGCUAUUCUGUUUGUUCUCCGUUUGUUUGCUUCCUCUGUUUUUUUUAUUUGUUUGCAGAGAGAGAGAGAGAGAGAGAGAGAGAGAGAGAGAGAGAGAGAGAGAGAGAGAGAGAGAGAGAGAGAACCACAUAUGCACUUAUUAUAACAUAGUAUAAGUAUAAACAAAUAAACAGUAACCUUAAAACAACUCACUUAAUUGUUUGCAAAGUGACCAGGUGUGAACAAGGUGUGGACAAGACAGGUGGGCCAGGUAAACAAGGUAUGACCAGAUACAGGUAGCAUGUCUCAGGUGAACAAGGCAAACAAGGCAAACAGUCGUUGGUAAAGACAUUGUUUACUUUCAUUAGGAAGGAGGAAAAAGAGAUGUUUGUGUGAAGGAAGGAGAGAAAGUAAGAGGUAAACAUGGAGGUGUAAGCAAGACAAAGCAGGUGUUGGUGCUUAAUUAAAGGUAAACAGGAUAGAUAAACAAGGUAUGGACAGGAGACAGGUAGACAGACAGAAAGACAGAUAAACAGAUACACAGGUGAAAAUGUAAUGUAGAGAGAGAGAGAGAGAGAGAGAGAGAGAGAGAGAGAGAGAGAGAGAGAGAGAGAGAGAGAGAG